CGCCGCCGUGGAGUCAUGUGAUAAUCCGGCUGCAAGGGCUCCAGCGACUGCUGGGGCCGUAGCUCGGCCCCUCCCCUGCCGGCGGAGCGAGGCUCACAGCCGGACAGUGACCUCCUCGGUGAGGGGGAGCUAGGCCGGGUCGGUACCUGACGGAGGAGAUGGGGGCGCUGUGAGCUGGUCGCGGUACAGGUGUUAGCGGCGGUCACGUGGAGCCGGGCCGCCGGGAAAAGCCAGUUGAGGGAUCCGCUCGCGGAGGAAUGCUGCCUACGCCUUCGGGAAAGGAAACUUCGAGAGCUGGAGGGUACUACCACACGCAUUAUUAUCUGCGGAGCAAAACUUAUUUCGAACCCCAGAAUAAAAACUUAAUCGCGAAGAAAACAAAAGAGCUCUAAGGAAUUGAAAGAGGUAAUCAAGAGGACGUGACUGCCGUGUGACCCAUGAGCUGGACCCAGGCAUCAAGAGCUCGUCACCACCUCCUUUGUCCUUGGAAUGUACCUUCUGUCCACCGUGCCCAUAGCAGGAGACAUUUUCAAGGAUGCAGCCUUUAGAAGGUAUUAUUCUAUGUGCUUCCUGAAGAUUAGAUUAUGAAAGAGACUAGAAAGAAGAGAAAAGUUUCAUGGCUGAGGCUUUUUUUUUUUUACGUGAGAUAUAAUUUACUUAUUGUGAAAUGGACAGAUCUUAAACCCCUACCAAGAUAUGGAACAUGGCCAUCACCUCAGAAGGUUCCCUUGCACCUCUGCCAAUGAGUCCUCCCCACAAAGGGAAAGGAGAUCUUCUCACUAUGUGGCUGUACCUGGCGGCCCUGGUGGGCCUGUACUACCUCCUGCGCUGGUACCGGGAGAGGCAGGUGGUGAGCCACCUCUGGGACAAGUACGUCUUCAUCACGGGCUGUGACUCGGGCUUCGGGAACCUGCUGGCCAGGCAGCUGGACCUGCGAGGACUCAGGGUGCUGGCUGCGUGUCUGACCGAAAAGGGGGCCCAGAAGCUGAAGGGCCAGACGUCAGAUAGGGUGGAGACGGUGAUCCUGGAUGUCACCAACACACAGAGCAUCGCUGCGGCCACCCAGUGGGUGAAAGAGCGUGUGGGGGACAGAGGACUUUGGGGUCUGGUCAACAACGCAGGCACUUUUCACCCAUUUGGCUACACUGACUGGCUGAAGAUUGACACCUACAUGAGUACCCUCCAAGUCAACCUCAUUGGUUUGAUAGAGGUGACCUUGAGCAUGCUUCCCUUGGUGAAGAGAGCACAGGGGAGAAUCGUCAAUGUCUCCAGCAUUCUGGGAAGACUUGCUUUCUUUGGAACAGUCUACUCUUGCUCCAAGUAUGGAGUGGAAGCCUUUUCAGAUGUUCUGAGGCGUGAGCUUCAGCAUUUUGGGGUGAAAAUCAGCAUAGUUGAACCUGGCUACUUCAGAACAGAGAUGACAGAUCUGCAGAAGGCCUCAGAGACAAUGAAGCAAGUCUGGAAAGAAGUCCCUCCUCAUAUCAAGGAGACCUAUGGACAGAAGUUUUUUGAUGCCUAUUUUGAGAACAUGAAAAAUGGACUGUUGCAAAGUAGCACAAACCUGAACCUGGUCACUGACUGCAUGGAACACGCUCUGACAUCUGUGCAUCCCCGCACUCGAUAUUCAGCUGGCUGGGAUGCUCAAUUUUUCUUCAUCCCUCUAUCUUAUUUACCUACAUCACUGGCAGACUACAUAUUGACUAGAUCUUGGCCCAAACCAGCCCAGGCAGUCUAAAGAAAACUGGCUUUGUGGCUCUUGAAAUGAAGAAGGCAAAAAUCUGAAAUUGAUUGUUAGUGUUCCAGUAAUCCUUAUUUAUAAUCUAUACUUUCGGCAACAAUAAGCUUUAUUGCCUAAACGCAUUUAUCUGGCAUCAUCAGAGAACCAGCAUGUUUAUAUUCCAGAUAUUCAAAGUUUAUUCCUUUUAGGUGAUGAAUCUUUACUAUUUUAAACAGUUUUUGAUGACAAUAUUUUCAAAAUGCAUCAUUCUUCCUUGUCUUAUUAAACAGAGUGACUAAAAACAAUUUAAUUUGUUUUGAUACUGUUUCUUUAUGUAAAUUAAUAGCUGUUCAUGAUGUGAUGAACUAUUGCUCAGGGAUCAUUAAGAAGUAUGUGGGUCUCCUUAUCUUUACUUGAAAUGGGUGUACUUGGUAAUUUUUUAAAAUAUUUAAUUUUGUUUCCUCCUCUCUAUUUGCCAGCUGUUUUUGAAUAUAUUUCUUCUUUACUUGAAAAGAAUUGUCUUCCAAGGCAGUAGAAAUCAGAGCAAAGAUAAACCAAAAUGGUAUCUAAUCAAACAUACACACUUUUACUUAGCCAAGGAGCCAUCAACAAAACGAAAAGACAACCUAGGGACUGGGAGAAAAUAUUUGCAAAUGAUGCAGCCAACAAAAGCUUAAUUCCCAAAAUGUACAAAUAGCUCAUACAACUCAAUAACAAAAAAACAAACAACCCAAUUAAAAAUGGGCAGAAGACCUAAACAGACAUUUCUCCGAAGACAUACAGAUGGCCAAUAGGCACGUGAAAAGAUGCUCAAUAUUGCUAAUUAUCAGAGAAAUGUAAACCAAAACUAUAAUGAGGUAUCACCUCACACCAGUCAGAAUGGCCAUCAUUAAAAAGUCCACAAACAAUAAAUGCUGGAGAUGGUGUGGAGAAAAGGGAAUCCUCCUACACUGUUGGGAUGAAUGCAAAUUGGUGCAGCAACUAUGGAAAACAUAUGGAGUUUCCUUAAAAACUAAAAAUAGAGUUGCUGUAUGAUUCAGCAAUCCUACUCCUGGACAUAUAUCCAGAAAAGAUGAAAAGUCUAAUUCGAAAAGAUACAUGUACCACAAUGUUCAUAGCAGCACUAUUCAUAAUAACCAAGACAUGUAAGCAACCUAAAUGUCCAUUGACAAAUGAAUGGAUAAAGAAGAUGGGGUGUGUGUGUGUGUGUGUGUGUUGUUUUUCAGCUGUUCUCUCUGGUGUUAGAACACUACCAGUAGUAUUUUCUCGACAGUUAAAUGGAGCAUAGAAUUACCCACUGUAUGUUAACUGAUCCAAUAUAGGAUCACACUGAUUUUUCAUGUCCCUGUACUCCCAUUUAACCUAUAAUAGUUUCUUAACUUAAAAAAUCUCUUAUGCUUCUGACAUUUUUGAAGAAUAUAGACCAGUUAUUCUGCAAAGUGGCCUUUGAUUUGGAUUGUAUGACCUUCUCUCAUGAUCAGAUCCAGGUUACGCAUUUUGGCAGAAAUGCCACAGAAGUGAUAAGAGUGUCCCUCUCAGGCCAUUACACCGGUAGGCACAUAAUGCAAGUUUAUCUCAUUGUUGGUGAUGUUAAGUUAGAACCCUUGGUUAAAGUAGAGUCUGCCAAGUUUUUCUACUGUAAGG
This is a messenger RNA of Camelus dromedarius (Arabian camel), 3361 nucleotides long. Its product is annotated as 17-beta-hydroxysteroid dehydrogenase type 6. The record is from RefSeq and is a predicted model, not a curated record. The transcript has 8 exons. Gene Ontology annotation, cellular component: intracellular membrane-bounded organelle. Lineage: Eukaryota; Metazoa; Chordata; Mammalia; Artiodactyla; Camelidae. Gene Ontology annotation, biological process: steroid metabolic process; retinol metabolic process. Gene Ontology annotation, molecular function: all-trans-retinol dehydrogenase (NAD+) activity. The coding region runs from base 704 to 1735 and encodes 343 amino acids.